This is a messenger RNA of Dermatophagoides farinae (American house dust mite), 1015 nucleotides long. RefSeq lists its product as uncharacterized. The record is from RefSeq and is a predicted model, not a curated record. Lineage: Eukaryota; Metazoa; Arthropoda; Arachnida; Sarcoptiformes; Pyroglyphidae.
GGGAAUUUGUUUUUUAUUUUUAUUUUUUUUUUUUUGACAAAUUCCGUUUCGUUAUCGAAAUGAUACUGGUUCUACUUGUUAUUAUUAAAAUUGUGCUGGCUGAUGAUAAAUCAAUUAUCGUGCAUGGUAAUAGUACGACCGAAUUGGAUCGUGUACAAUUUGCAUACAAAUCUGUCUAUGGUAUACCGAAAAAAUUACUUUGUGAUGAAUCAAUUACUAAACAAUUUUAUGAAUGUGAACGAACGGCACAUCAUACAUGGGAAAUCACCGUUAAUGAUUAUUUUUAUGAAAAAUCAAAGUUUUGCUGUUUCAUUUGGCUAACACUUUCUUGUGAAAUGGAUGUGAUUAAAAAAUGUAGUGUAGAUUAUUUGAAGAAACUUGAAAUGAGUACCAAACAAUCAUACAAAUCAAUGUGUGAACGAAUCGGUUCUGGACCUAAUAGCUACACAUGUUUUAUGACAAAAGAUACAAAAGCAACGAUUAAUUGGAUAAUCGCAAUUUUAAUUCUCAUAUUAACUUUGGCAUGUGCAUCCUAUGGAAUUCGAACUUAUUGUAACAAAAAUGAAGAUGUUAACCAAUACACUUAUUAUUACGUAACUGAUCCUGAUACUGGCUUGCCACUAUAUUUGGGACCGAUUCCUAGACUGAAGAUCCAAAAUGCACCACAUAAUCCUAAAUACCCAAUAAACUAUGAUGAACUUUUAUUGAAAACACCACAACGACCACGAUUGACAUUUCCAAAUUUUGAAACAGACCAAAACGCUAUACCAUUACCAAAUGUUGCAAAAAACGCUACACCAUUACCAAAUGUUACAAAUAACGCUAUACCAUUACCAAAUGUUGCAAAUAAAAAUAAUCUUGGCCCUCAAAAACCAAAUUUAUUGGUAACAUCUUUAAAACUGCUUGGCCACGAUCUAGUUGAAUGGUCUCCCGAAUGGAUGUGGAGAUAAUGAAAAAUAAUAGCACACAAGGAGAUAUACAUCAACUUUUUUAAACAUUUCAUUUGCAAUAAAAA